CGAUCUCCCUCCCUCCCUCCCUCCCUCCCUCCCUCUCUCUCUCUCUCUCUCUGUGAGCUUUUACAACGUUGUUGUGUCUGUUUGUGUUUGGAGCCAACCGAUGGCUGUGCAAGAUAUGGAGGUUUCGGACGCGAGUGUCACGAGCGGAAACGCCCACACGAGCUCCACAACCACCUCUUCUCCGCAGUCUGUCUCGCCUACUUCGUCGUCUUCUCCUCCUCCCCCUCUUCCUCCGCCGACGCCGGUCAUCAUAAGCCCUUGCGCGGCCUGCAAGAUUCUGAGGCGAAGGUGUGCCGUCGAGAAGUGCGUGCUGGCGCCCUAUUUUCCUCCCACCGAGCCCGCCAAGUUCACUAUUGCCCAUCGCGUCUUCGGCGCAAGCAACAUCAUCAAGCUCUUGCAGGACCUUCCAGAAUCACAGCGAGCCGAUGCGGUGAGUAGCAUGGUGUAUGAGGCUGGGGCGAGGAUCAGGGACCCUGUCUAUGGCUGCGCAGGCGCGAUCUGCCAACUCCAGAAGCAAGUGAGCGAGCUCCAGGCUCAGCUGGCCAAGGCCCAAGCCGAGAUCCUCACCAUGCAACACCAGCAAACCAACCUGGUGGCCUUGCUGUGCAUGGAAAUGGCUCAGUCGGCUUCUCAGCCGCCAGCGCAACAAUUCGUCGACAAUCUAAUCGACACCAGUCCAACCAUCUACCAGAACAACAGUAACAACAACAUAAGCCCGUUCCUGGACGAGACCAACGUCAUGGGGUCCAUGUGGGAGCCGCUUUGGACAUGAUUAGAUCGACCCCUUUCAGGGUUUUGCAAUAGUUAUGCGACGUGGCUAGUCCUUUUAGCUCCUAGAACUUUGAGGAUGUUUUUCUAUGAAACUCUCCUAACUCAUGGGGCUAAAAUAUAGCUCAGAAAGAGAAGGAGAGGCCAAAUAAAGCUAAUUUGGAGCUAUUCCUAGUUAGGUAUAGGGCUGUACUAAGUGUACUAGACAUUAGUCUAUAGGUAAAGGUAUGAACAGAGGAAUUGAGGGGGAGAGGAGGAAGUUAGUUAGGAUCGUAUGGUCACUUUGUUAAAAAAGCUUGACAAAGCAGAUAGGGUCCCUUUCCUUCUGAUUUAGAUGUGUCGAUGUAAUAUGGGAGAGGGGAAAUUCUAAUUAUUGAAUCUGGAGCCACUUUCGGGUGACCUACCACUAUGAUGAUUACUUAAAGUUAAAUUUGAUGUAUUAUCAUGGCAAAUUCCCUUGUCUAAUCAUCUUUUGACCA
This is a messenger RNA of Eucalyptus grandis, 1247 nucleotides long. RefSeq names its product LOB domain-containing protein 1. The record is from RefSeq and is a predicted model, not a curated record. Lineage: Eukaryota; Viridiplantae; Streptophyta; Magnoliopsida; Myrtales; Myrtaceae. The coding region runs from base 101 to 772 and encodes 223 amino acids. The transcript has 2 exons.